CAGAACCUGCGUGCGGUGGGGCCCCAAACCUGCACUGGGAGCGCGCGUGCGCUGGACAGAGCCUUCCUGACCUUCCCUGCCCCUAAUCAGGACAUCUGCGCCCGCUUCCCUCAGGCUGGGGAGUGCGGGGAUCUGUGCAGUUUGUUCUGCCCUCGGCCCGUCCCAGCGCCCAGCAUCACUGGGAGGUACAAAGAAGGCUCCUAAUGGGUGUGCGAACCACAUGGCAGGGCAGGGCACCUCCUACAGCAGUGACAGCUCCUUUUCGUGCGCGCUGCCUCACACCUGUCCAGACUGGGCGCUUUCAAGCACUUCUGGUUCCAUCCGCGCCCCGGAAAAUGCUGGGGUGCUGGUCUGCAUUUCCCAGCUGAGGCAACUAAAGCCAGAAAAAAAUAAUAUGCAAUAUAUGAAGGAGCCGAGUUCCCCCAACCUCCCCAACCACUGAACGGCUCUGUGUGCCCUUUCGUGGGAGAAGAGGGGGGCGGGGAGGCGGGAGACUGGAGACCAACAGAGACCUUAGCAACACAAGCCCUAGUGUCGCAACAGCAGGCCAGUAAACGAAGCUGCAUUGGGCUUGGGGCAGCCAGAGUUCCUUUUGCCUAUGGAGCGAGCGGCAGCCUCAGGCCCCAGGCCAGGGGCCCCAUCUCAGGCCAUUAAGAAUGUGAGUCCUCCCGGGAUGCUGCUGCUUCUGCCUUGGGGUUGGGGUCCUCCCUGACCCCUCAGGAACAUGUCCUGGGCCUGAUCCUUGGCAUGGGCCUGGCUUCCCCAUCAGCUAGGCUGGGUAUGUGGGGGUAGAUGUGGGUGUGUGGGGGUUACAGCCUAGGCCUGAGACCCACCUGUGGGAUGGGUGGUGGUUCCUCCCCAGGUUCUACCACUGACUGAGGAUUCGCUGCCAGGAGUCCCUAGGGACGCCCCAGCCUGGGUCACCAGUCUUAAGACAGAGCUUCCCUCAGAUCUAGAACUGAGUGAGGAGCAACGGCUGCAAGUACCACCUCUCACCCCGGCCACCCACAGAUCUCCAAGGAGCUGGUCGACCUGCAGAUCACAACCCAUCGUCUGCGGGAGCAGCACGAGACUGAAAUCUUUGAGCUGAAGAGUGAGGUGGGCGCUGACGUGUGCCCACAUAUGCCAGCCCAAGUCCUUGGCGGGAUGUGUACCUAGGACCAGUGCUAUGGGGGGUUGCAGGUGUGCCCCUCGUGACGGGUGACAGGGUUCUCACAGAGUACCUGAGUCCCUGAAUGUCCCGCACGCGCUGUGUCCACGUGUGCCCAGAUGGAUGUUCAUCUGGCCCAGCAGGCAGGUGCACCUGCUCACCCUGGUCACCCCACAGGUCCUGCGGCUGGAGAACCGGGUGCUGGAGCUGGAGCUGCAUGGAGAUCAUGCAGCCUCAGCAAAGACUGAUCCAGGGCACCUCCAGGCAUUUGCACAGGAGCUUGAGCAAAAGGCCAGGGAUCAGGAACACUGCAACCAUCGCAUUCUUCAGCUACAGGGAGAAAUGAAGUGGAUGCUGGAGCAGCACGGGGCCCGCCAGCAAGCACUGGAGAUGCGCGUGGCAGCCCUGGGCCAGCAGCUGCAAGGAGCCCAAGAGGAGGCCAGGACAGCUGGGCAGCGACUGGCUGCACAAGCUGUGGCGUUGUCCACCUGCCAGGGCCAGCUCCGCCAGGCUGAGGCUGAGAAUGCCAGGUUGCAGUUGCAACUCAAGAAGAUGAAUGAGGAGUACACCAUCCGGCUGCAGCGCUACUCCCGAGCCCUGGUGGAAUACGCAGAUGGCACAAGCCAGGCACCUACAGGUGUAGCCCUCCAGACAUUCCUGGAGACCACUCUGGAGGACAUCCGAGCAGCACACCACAGCCGUGAGCAACAGCUGGCCCGAGCUGCUCGAGUCUACCGUAAGCGCCUGGCAGACCUGAGCCAAAGACAUGAAGAACUGUUAGGUGCCCACAGCUGGUUUAGUGUGCAGCAGGUGCUGGCGGACCCCAAAGGAGCACCUGGGAAACCCAAGGCCACCUCUGAUGAAGUCACCUCAAACCUGGAGCCACUGCCUCUGCGCCUGGUCACACAGCUCCAGAAGCUCCAAGUCCAGAAGAGACCUGACGAAGCCUCCCAGGGGAGCGCAUCAGAGCCACAGAGCCUGGAAGCUGAAUCCUGGGCCCAGAUCCACCAGAAACUCCGGGACUUCUAUCAUAGCACCCAGGCAAAGCUGGAACGUGAGCGGGCAGAGCUGCUAGUCAGAGCCACGAUGGCUGAGGCACAACUUUCUGAGCUUCAGGAGUAUGUGGACCAGCACUUAGGCAGGUACAAGCAGGAGAUCCUGAGGCUGAGGAAGCUGGUGGGUCCAGGAGAACCACAGAAAGUGAAGGCCGUACCUCCAACCAAGCCUCAGCGCCCAAGGACCCACAGCCGCUAACCAGUAUCAGAUAAACUCGGAGCACAC
Myotis brandtii (Brandt's bat) is the source of this 2431-nucleotide messenger RNA. It is a transcript of the gene CCDC78, whose product is annotated as coiled-coil domain containing 78. Bases 1274 to 2404 code for a protein of 376 amino acids. NCBI's taxonomy places the organism in Eukaryota, Metazoa, Chordata, Mammalia, Chiroptera, Vespertilionidae. Gene Ontology annotation, cellular component: cytoplasm. The record is from RefSeq and is a predicted model, not a curated record. The transcript has 11 exons.